AUGCGUCGUGAUUGCGGACCCACCCUUGCGGGGCCUCGCUUCUUCACAUCUCGUACCGCACCUGAGGCACCUGCCUGCGAUGACGGCACCGCGAAGUCGUCAAACUCCGGUUCACAACUUGCGCCGACUCGCUCGAUUUGGGCGCGUCUUCGCGCGGUGCACUGGACUUCAUCAGCGACGCUGGCUGGCCGUGUCUGGUCGCGUCGUACGACCGACGCCCUGCGGUACGUGAUCAAUGCGAUCACUGCGGCAAACGGCAUGCGACCAGUUUGCUCUGCGCUUCUCGGCACCUCGCGUUUCUACAUCUCACCCGCACCGGUCGCGACGACCCAUCGCCCGAUAUCCACGUCUUUUGUCCAUUGUACGGCGCACAUUGACUUCAUGCCAAAUGGCGAGCAGUGUAUCUGGUCUGGGAGCCCGGGGUCGGGGUCGGGACGGCGGCAUCAAGCAGGUUCUGAAUCUCACGCCGCCCGUUCUCAGCAUUGUCUUGGCCGUUUUCUCAGCAUCAGCCUUCGCUCCCAGCGCGAUCCACCUGGCCAUCUGCCCCUUGUUCUUUUUUCAUCUGCCCGUCGCUUUUUCUUCUCCGUGUCAUUUUGCGCGUUCGCACAUCCGCAUCGCCCGUCAUCUUCGUUGUGUCGCCUACAACAAGACGAGCGUUCUUUGCCCCUGUCUCUGCUCCGUGCGCCCGAGGAGAGCGAGGACCUCGUGGAUGUCACACGCUACUCUCCUUACCCCAACGCUGCUGCUGUCGCCGCCGCCGCCGCCGCGACCCUUCUUGUACUCGUUCCCGUUCUUGAGGCUUAA
Messenger RNA from Heterobasidion irregulare TC 32-1, 804 nucleotides. RefSeq lists its product as uncharacterized. The transcript has a single exon. Lineage: Eukaryota; Fungi; Basidiomycota; Agaricomycetes; Russulales; Bondarzewiaceae. The record is from RefSeq and is a predicted model, not a curated record. The coding region runs from base 1 to 804 and encodes 267 amino acids.